GCAGCACCAGACGGCACAAAUACACAGGCUCCUCGUCGACAUGGAAAAAUUCUACGCCAAAAUGGACGACGUGGAGAGCAAAAACAGGAACGGCCUGGCUAACAGUGAAAGGCAAAGAAGGGAACAGGAACUACGCGAGGUCCUUAAUCGUAACUUUGUGUACGAGGAAGAAGAAAUAGAUUGUUUGCAAGACCCGACGGCACUGCCGUACUUAGGCCUGCUUCGCGUCAGCCCGGAGCAGAGCUUGUCGCCCACCUUCCAUCCCAACAAGACGGAAUACCAUAUAGACGUGCCUUACGAGCAGAUGACCGUGGAAGUCCGCGCCAGAGCCCUCUACUGUCAUGCAGAGGCUCGCCUCGACGACAGACUGGGACCAGCCAGGCCUGUGAAUUACACGCUGGGCCUCGGCUACAACCGGAUUAGCGUGGUGGUGGUGGACAUCAGGCACGCCGAUGCCCGUGUCGCUAACGCGUACGUGCUGAGUGUCUUCAGGCGCGAGCGCACCUCGACACACGAAGCACUUCAGCCACACAUCGCCGGUCGCUAUGCGGUCUGCAGCCUCAAGCAGAGCUGCGAGCUUGUGAUUUAUCCCAAGGAGCCGUGCGGGCUCCAUCCGGAGAACGCCGAAGAAUCAUGGACGUCAAUGGUCCAGAGACUGCAAGCGCUCGAUAUCUGUCGUUCAGGGCACGAAGACGGUCGGUGGCUGUUACCUUGCAUGAACUGUGCAAGCUCGGAUUCGUGUAUUUGGAGUAUGGCGCGAUGGGCACCCUUCAAGUGUCGCUAUCCCGAAGUGUCCAACACAUCCCUGAAGACGUGUCUGGAAGGAAGGAAGCUGCUGUUCCUGGGAGACUCGACAAAUCGCGGCAUCAUGUACUACGUGCUGAUGCGUCUCAACGGCACGCUGGGCGAGUGGCACAAGAGCCACGGCAUCGCGUUGCACGCGCAGCGCCUGAACGGAGGCCGCACCGCUGCGGGAUUCGCCUACUACCCGCAGUUCUGGCUGCCACCGAAUCGGCGCCCUACGCUGGCCCGAACACUGAACCAGCUGGUCGACAGGUGAGCGCUUACGUAAAACAGCGAGAGAACAGUUCUGGUCGUCGGUGGAGUGCAAUGGCUCAACCUCAAGCAGCUGUCAUCGCUGACGACAACUCUGAAAGGACUUGGCCUGGAUAAAGCGAAGAUCAUAAUAAAGACAUUCGGAUCUGGCUUCCACCAACGGACAGAUGGUGUUCACCGGAGAAGUUUGAGAAGCCAGCAAAUCCUAGGCCGAACCAACCAGGAUAUCAUCCGCCAAGCACGCCAGCUUGGCAUGGAAGUGGUCGACACGUUUAACAUGACUACGGCGAGGUUCAAGGACUUUAUGCAAGGGAACUGUGCCUGCCACUUCCACAAGGUCGUCAGCGACUCCCUGACGACGUAUCGCGUCGAGGGUCCCGUGAACCAGGCUUACAGCGACAUUCUGCUGAGUCGUCUUUGCCAGGGACACAGGACAACGCCGGCGUGAACAAAGGCUUACGUCACGUCGAGGCUAUACGAAGAAGAUACCACGUCUUUCAUGAAUAUAAGCUCACAACAGCGCCGGCUCUCCAGUGACGCAAAGUGCGCCGUGCUUCAGAGUGUGUGGUGCUAACGACGCAAGAACGUGGAAAGCAAGAAAGCCGGAUCGCGGAGAAUAAAUAUGCACGAAAUCAUCUCGAAGACGACAACAGCCAGCUGACUCAUACAGCACGCAGCAAUAAUAACCACCAUCAUGGCUUCAUGUUCAUUUGAGCUCCGAGUGAUUGAGUCGUUCCUAAAAUGCCGGUGCUUGCUGUUUUCGCGUCAUCAUCGUGGUCAUAACCAUGCAUGGUUAUGACCACGAUGAUGACGCAUGGUAUAAGCUUAGCUAAUUUCACGUCGCUGAGAAAGGCUUCUUGCAGAGGCAGAGGCGUCUCAUCACCCCUGUCCUGCAAGAACUUAACCCCCUUUAAGCACGCAGAUUUCCAUAUUUCAUCACUCCAUCUAUCUCACGCAGCAACUUGUGCUUCCUUCCCCAUGACACCCAUUCUGUUACUUAUACGGACCACCGGUUAUCUGUCUACGCAUUACACACACUGCCCAACAACUCCUUUUUACCUUAACUAGAGUAAUCAUCAACUUGUGUUUGAUCUACUGUACCACUCUAUGUGUCGUGAUGUUACGCGUAUCAUUUUCCUUUCGAUCACUCUUAGAGCGGUCCUUAGAAGCUUUCGUGUGUCCGAUUUUCUUUAGUGUUUAAGCAUAACAUGGUGCCUCUAGGCGAGACCGGCUACUCCCGACUUUGACUUGAUGGAUGCGUACCAACGAUGUAAAUAUUAAGAGUAAUGAUAGGGGGUACAGAAUACAGAGACAUAGUUCUAAGGUAACACAUGCACGCACAAACAAAUCUACAAAAAAGUGUGUUCGUUGGCUGUUCACAAAAUACAAAUGUUCCCGUGGAGAUACAAAUGAAGUCCUUCGUGACGGCGCCGCAUUCGAAACGCUAUACACUUGGGAACGCGUACAGAAGAGCCACGGAAACACGAGAAGAAGAUUAUGUGUGAUUUCAGUGGAAAAGAUAUACAUUCACAAAUAAAACUUUGUUUAUGUGCAUGUUUCCUUAGAUUUACGCAGCCUGAACGCUGUCCCCUAUUACCACACCAAAACGCACCGCCGGGACAUUUAUUUCUCUUAUGUUUAAGAACUUCGUCAUGACAUGGGAAAAGAAAAAAAAAUAUAUGCUGGUCUAUUUGUUGAUUCGUCGGGCACUUUGAGGUCUACUUGCUCGUAAGGUGAACCUUUUUUGGUUAUUUUAUCCCUCAAGAGUA
Messenger RNA from Dermacentor silvarum, 2825 nucleotides. Its product is annotated as cadherin-like and PC-esterase domain-containing protein 1. NCBI's taxonomy places the organism in Eukaryota, Metazoa, Arthropoda, Arachnida, Ixodida, Ixodidae. The record is from RefSeq and is a predicted model, not a curated record. The transcript is spliced from 12 exons.